CCAAGUGAUAUUAACACAAAACUAAGAUCCUAUUUUGAGUCCACACCUUACGCCUUCUCUCUCUCAUUAACACUAACACAAAAACAACACAAUUCAUUCAUUCUUACCACCACCGCCACCUUCCCUCUCUCAAACCCCCAUUUUCCUUAUCUUACCCACAAUGUCCGACGAAGAAACUCCCACCUCCACCACCACCCCCACCACCCCCUCUGUCACCUUCAUCCCAAACACCUCCGAAAAAAUCCAAUCCGCCGUCCAAUCUCUCUCCUCCAUCGUCAACCCCUCCCUCACCAUCACCCCCUCCACCACCCCUCUCUCCAUCCUCAACGAACCCGAAAUCUACUCCCAAAUCGCCACCCUCCUCCGUAACCCCAACUCCGGCUCCGGCGACAACAAUCUCUGCCGUUGGCUCUACGAUACUUUCCAAUCCAACGUCCCCGAUCUCCAACUCAACGUCCUCCGCUUCCUCCCUAUCAUCGCCGGCGUUUACCUCUCCCGCGUCGCCGAUAGAAAACCGCAAGCCGGUUUCGAAGCCGUUCUCUUAGCUCUCUAUGCCUACGAAACAACCUCACGUGCAGGUGAAUCUGUUACCGUUACCAUCCCCGACAUGUCUCACCCUAGCGUAUAUCAUGAAUCAAAAUCAACUAUAAAUAAAAACAAUGCAACUGAUCUAAACGUCGCUGUUUUAUCCCCGUCGCUUGAGCCACACGGCACUGUCCGAUCCACGCGAAGAGCUCGAAUCGUCGGUGUUGCACUCGAGUUAUUCUACAGCAAGAUCUCUCAUUUCACAAUCGCGUCGAAGAUUGAUUUUUGUAAAUUUUGUAAAAUAUGGGCCGGUGAAGAUGGUGACAUGUAUAAGGAUUUCGAAGACGAUGAUCUUGAAGAUGAUGCUAAUGAUGAUGAUGAUGAUGAAAGGGAAGAUGUUGAAGUUGUUGGAGAAGAGAAGAGAGAGAAAGUUGGUGUUAAUAAGAGGGGUAGGGUUUCAAUGCCAUGGGAGUUGUUGCAACCGGUGUUAAGAAUAUUGGGACAUUGUUUGUUGGGUCCUGAUAACAAGGAUACGAUGUUGUUUGAAGCAGCAAGUGAAGCAUGUAGGUGUUUGUUUGCUAGGGCAAUGCAUGAUGUGAAUCCAAAAGCUAUUUUGCCUAUGAGGAGCUUGUUGAGGCUUUCUAAGAAUGUUGUUGUUGAUGAUUUUGAUCCAACUGAACCACCUAAGACUGAUGUUAUUAGUCUUUAGAUCAGGGUGUUCUCACUUUUUUUUCUCUUUGUAAUAACAUUUAUAAUCUUGACAUUUCUCAAUUUUCACUGCCAAUAAUAUGGUAAAAAUUUCCAAGGAUCCAUUUUAUAGAAAUAGU
Molecule: messenger RNA, 1352 nt
Organism: Vicia villosa (hairy vetch)
Lineage: Eukaryota; Viridiplantae; Streptophyta; Magnoliopsida; Fabales; Fabaceae
Exons: 1
Coding region: 161-1234 (357 amino acids)
Biological process (GO): protein localization to plasma membrane; phosphatidylinositol phosphate biosynthetic process
Cellular component (GO): plasma membrane
Source: RefSeq, a predicted model, not a curated record